This is a messenger RNA of Diachasmimorpha longicaudata, 1723 nucleotides long. RefSeq names its product methylosome protein WDR77-like. Gene Ontology annotation, cellular component: methylosome. Gene Ontology annotation, molecular function: protein binding. The record is from RefSeq and is a predicted model, not a curated record. Gene Ontology annotation, biological process: oocyte axis specification. Lineage: Eukaryota; Metazoa; Arthropoda; Insecta; Hymenoptera; Braconidae. The transcript has 4 exons. The coding region runs from base 489 to 1502 and encodes 337 amino acids.
CCCACCUGGCGAUAAAUAUAAGGGGGUUUCCUCAGUGGUGCAGUUGCAGAAUGACCACCUGCGUUCGAUCGACGUUUGAAUUCUCAAUGUCCCAUUUGAAAUGCGAGCAACAAAAAAAAGAAUAUUGAGAGAUUGUUGUAAUGGACAGUUGAUAAUGCAGGAAUCGAUAUGCCCAACUCAUAAUAAUGGAAAACAUGUAUAUUAUCAGAAAAAAAUUACGGAUUUAUUAUGCGAAUUAUGUGUUCGAUAAAAAAUCCCAAAGUGGAAUUUCACAUAUUUUUCAAUUUUUCCCGAAUUUUACUCAACUCCAAAAAUAAUGAAAUUCGCGAAUGCGACAAAGUCAAUGUGAACCUGCCCUGAGCUUGUGGCGCCCCUCAGAGCACGUGUCCGGCAUUUUCAUUGUCAUAAUUCAAAGCCAUUCAAAAAUUAUUGUGAAGUGAAUAAUUUUCUGUCUUUAAACAUUAAUUAAUUAAAUAUUCCGUCGACUGAUGAUGGAUAAGAACGAAUACCUGACGAAUCCCAACACCAAUGCCGAUAUUUAUCGGAAUAUGACACCUGGGGAUCGCGUGCCGGUACCUGAUAAACAUCUGCAGUUUAUUGAAGUUUACAAUGAUGAAAAGGCUAUCCUUGGAGGUGCCAACCUGACAGAUCGCUACUGGAACGGAACUGUUUGGUAUUUCGAUGAGACAGAAGUACUCGACAGAAACAACAGCUUCACAGCAACAAGAACCACCAGCACUGUGAGUGAUGCUGCCUUCCUCGAGGGGCACACAUUUAUUCUGGCUGAGGAUGGAGGUGUCAUUCAGAUUCUAAAUGUCGUUGAACCUCCUGAGAGCUGGGUUGUAGGGCUGCAGAGUAUGGGACAUACCUGUCAGCACGAUGACAGUGUCACUUCACUCUCUGUUUUCGAUAACAAGAGUCAUUUUGUCAGCGGGGGAGUGGAUCGUUGUCUGAAAGUCUGGGAAGUAUCGUCAAUGUUGGCUGUACACUCCUACCAAACAGCUCACAUCGCCAUAAUAACUAGUGUGGACGUCCUCUCCAAGAGUGACUCAUCCUUCGUGUCGACUUCUUUAGAUUCUGAAGCUGUUAUAUGGGAUGUGAGAAUACCCAAGCCUGCUCGUAGACUCUACAAAAUUGAUGAUGGGGUUGGAUUGACAGCAGUUGCCUGCAAUCCAACCAACGAACAUGAAGUGGCGAUGGGAGGUCAGGAUGGUUACGUAUUAUUAGUGGACGUACGCAAGCCUGAACAACUAGUCCACAAGUCUCUCGAGUUUCCACGACCCAUUCACAGAUUGAAAUACCAUCCAAGAAGAAAUUGGUUAGCUGGAUGUUGCAAUGACACAACAGUCAAAGUGCUGGACACAUCCCAACACCUCUCUCUUCUCCUGGAGAACAAUUCACACACUGAUUUCGUUCGAGGCCUGGCCUGGACCAAGGACGAACUCCUCACCUGUGGAUGGGACAGUACCAUCCAGAGACACAGUCUAACCCUUAAAAACUAGUGAAACACUUCCACGAACACCGCAGAAUUAUUUUUUUCAUCGUUUACCCAGUAAUUGUACAAUUGCGCGACUUAGACACCAAUCAAUUGUGUUAUUACCAUCAUUCCAUAUUUAGUUACAAUAGUUUAAAAGAAAUAGAUGAAUUAAAUAAAAAAUUAACAUUUGUUAUGAUUUAGAGAUUAACAAAUACGUCUUUAAAUAAUAAAAAAUCGUUUCUUCUA